AUGUUGAAGGAGGACUCAUUGGAUGAUGCUGUCAAGAAUGAAUUUACCAAGCGACUCAAGCAGCAGGCACAAGGUGCCCAAGUGCCUCCUUCAUCCAUGAAGGACUGCUCCUCUAAGAAGAGCCGCCUACACAAGGAAAAUCAAGAGGAUAAUGAAGAUGAUCUCAUGUUCGACAAUCCACACACCGUUGAUGAUGAUCCUGAGGAUGCAAGCCACAUCGAAGAGUCUACCCCCCACUCUGAAGACUCACAUGAGCUGGUACCUGAGACACCCAUUCAGUAUAUUAGUUGUGGGCAUGUUGGGAAGCGCCUUGAGGAUGAUGAGGAUGAAGGGGAGGGGGGGGAUGAGGAUGAAGAGGAGGUGAAGGAUGACAAGGAUGAUGAAGGUAGGGAUGAAUCAGCUGAGAUCAAUAAGAAUGAGGAGUGUGAUGAACAGCAGGUGGAUGAACCAUCAUCAGAAAAGGAGGUAGAGAGCAGUCCUCCUAUUUCUCCACCCCAGCCCUCCAGGCCUCCAAAACGCCAAACCAGGAUGAUGGUCAAGCUGAAAGAGGCUGGUGGCUCCAAGCCUUCUGUGGGUGUCUCCAAUGCCACCCUUGGUGCCAAAGCACAGCCAUCAAAGGGAAAGAUGGCUACCAAGGUCUUGAUCCUGCAUCUGCAAUGUAGUGGCUCUUUCUAUUAG
Cantharellus anzutake is the source of this 678-nucleotide messenger RNA. RefSeq lists its product as uncharacterized. The transcript is spliced from 3 exons. The coding region runs from base 1 to 678 and encodes 225 amino acids. NCBI's taxonomy places the organism in Eukaryota, Fungi, Basidiomycota, Agaricomycetes, Cantharellales, Hydnaceae. The record is from RefSeq and is a predicted model, not a curated record.